AUGACGCUCAACAUGCGCACCUACAAGGGCUACGGGAAACUGCCCUACUGCGAAGCGCACGUGCCAAAAGCGAAACAUACCACAAUGGCAGAGACACCCGAACUGAAACGAAUAGCUGAAAACACUAAACUACAGAGCAACGUCAAAUAUCACGCCGACUUCGAGAGGAGUAAGGGCAAGUUUACACAGGUUGCGGAUGAUCCAGAAACAUUAAGGAUUAAAGCGAAUACGAAAAUCAUAAGUAAUGUAGCGUACCACGGCGAUUUGGAGAAGAAGGCGCAAAUGGAGAAGCAGCGGCAGAUGAAUGAAAACGGAGAACUUGUCGAUGUCGCCACUAACGACAACUAUCACCAACAAAUUGAAAACUACGCCACGGAAAUGUUACCACCACCGAACAUGGCCGCUGCUCCCCACCUACCGCCCAAGAACCAUUACCAGACUCCAGCGCCGCAGCCACAGGUCCAAGCCGCCCAGCAGACCAGGCAGUACCAAUCCGAGCAGCAGUACAGACAGCAGAAAUACGAGGACUAUGCGUACCAACAACAACAAAAAUACGACGACUAUCAGAAUCAGUACGCCUACGGACAGUACCAACAACCGAAUUACGGGGUAAAUAAUCAGCAGAAGAUCGGCAGGAUUCAGGAUUACGACCCACUCAGCGAUGGGCCGAGAGCACCCCCCAACAUACAACACGCCUCAGCUACUGUGAUUUACAAUAGCACGAGGGAUGGAAAGCAAAGAGGUGCCCACCAGGCGCAGCAGCAACAAAGUCGACAAAUAGGUCGGGUCACCGACCUGGACCCGCUGGCUACCGAGCAACCGCGACCCACAAAUAACCACCACCACGCCACCAACCAGCGAGUGUAUAUAGCGAUGUACGACUAUGAAGCCAACGAUAGCGACGAAGUUUCAUUCCGCGAGGGUGACUACAUCUCGAACGUGACGUCCAUCGACGAGGGCUGGAUGACGGGCGAAGUGCUGCGCACCGGUCGCACCGGCAUGCUGCCCGCCAACUACGUCGAGCUGGCGCCCGCGCCGCACCACCACUACGCGAAUUGA
This is a messenger RNA of Parnassius apollo (apollo), 1059 nucleotides long. NCBI's taxonomy places the organism in Eukaryota, Metazoa, Arthropoda, Insecta, Lepidoptera, Papilionidae. The record is from the annotation of a GenBank genome assembly.